AUGACAUCCACCCCUUCGAGCUCCGCGGAUUACCCCAUGACCAUCGAUGAUCUCAUACAGCAACUGCAAAUCGUCGCAAACGAACCGCUAGAUGACACGGCGGCGAUUAAGUGAGUUCUCCAACAUCCUAUUGCAAAUUCAUGGGGAAUUCUUAAUCUGCGGGAAAGGAGGAAAGAGGAGUAGGAAAGUGACGUGUUUUGAGGCUAAAACCUUCCAAGUGCGACGCUCAGAUUUUGAUGAAACUUUGCACAUACGUCAAGAAUAGGCUAUACAUACUGUGAAUUAGACUAGGUAAAAGUUCCUUAUUUUGGCCACAACUUAUAACUUUGCGGAAACUGGCCGGAAUUAGCCCAAAUUUAGCGUGCACGCUCAAUUUACCGUUUUCAAUGCCCGGACAGUGGAUUUAGUUAGUGAGGUAGCUUCUUUUUUACGUACCAUCUUACCCUUCAAAAACGGCUGCAGCCUGUGAUUUUACACUUUAUACGAUGAAACAUGUCCGGAACUAAACUUAUUGCCUCCGUAUGGAACUAAAUGGGUCGUCACAGCCUUCGUAGGUACCCUUAAGACAAUAGAGCUAUUAUAGUAAUUCAGUGCCAGCUAGGUCGAAGCGUUUUUUCCUAACUUUAGUGCCCAAGCUUGGGCGCAGUUCGCGUAGUACCUUUUGUUGUGGCCAAAAUAAGGAACUUUUUCCUUAGACUAAAACUAGGUUGAAAAUAUAUUUAUAAGAGUUAUUUGUGACUUAGAAAGUGCUACGCAGUAUUUUGCACCGAUUUUUUUCGAAUUUUAUCAAAAAUUUGAAAAUUUCCCUGAGGGCAUAAUUUGAAAAUUCAUUGAAAAUCUGAGUAAAACCAUCGAUGCUGACGUAAUAUAGUCCUAGCUAAGGUUGCCCCGGCAUUUUUUAUUGAUUUUCAGCCGUUUUUUGCAGUUCGUGUGGGCGCAGCUCGCCAAAAUGAAAAUUGUAAAAAGAGAGGGAAAUCCUGGGAAAUCUGCGUCCUUUUUGAUGCAAAAAGAGAAUGCAAAAAUUCGAGGGUGAAAAAAAUUUUGCCGGUCGAAAAUCCUAUAUCAAACGCUAUUAGGCUGCUAGAAUACCCAUUUACAACAAACAAGACGAAACAAGGGGCGCAAUUACACCGUAUUUUACACGAAAAAGGGCCUAUAUUCGUUACCAAACAAGAGUUGAGUUUUUGUUGAGAGUUGGAUCAGUUUUUGAUGACAUCAUUGUCUUUGGUUCCAUUAGCACUUUUGGGUUGCAGAAGUUUUAAAAAUGAAAUUUUUUCAAUUGUCAUUGCAAAUUUUAUGCGACGGGGUUCCUUACAAUAUUUAUAUUUUCCGAAAGCUGGCUUUUUACUCUACUGCCAUGCCAAAUUUUAGCCUUGUAGCUCAAACGGCUAGCGAGAUAUGGAGAGAGAAAGCAAGGGCUUCCGAAAAAAAAUUGAAAAAGUCGUGGAGAUAGGUUGUGUCCCUAAAGUACAGAAUGCCAUGCACUACAGGGUCUUUAAGAGCUUGUUAUUUCGUAGACAAAAACUAAUGUCUUUUAAAAAUACAUAUUUCAAAUACGAAAUCUCUGCGCCGCCUCCGCCGGAAGUUAUAGCCUUCCACUUUCCAUCACGUUUUUUGUAAGACCCUGUACAGUGAGGGACCGGAUCCAAUGGCAAAAAACGUCUCAUUUUGCAUCCCGGAAGGGACCAAAAUGUCUCCAAACCCUUCCCUUCUCUAAGCUAAAAAACCCCGCUUUGAAGAGCCCGCCUUGAAGGAAAGAGCGCGCUUUUCAAAGCGGAGUUUUUUAGCUUAGAUAAGGGAAUGGUUUGGAGUCAUUUUAGUCUCUUCCGGGAUGCAAAAGGAGACGUUUUUUGCUAUUGGAUCAGGUCCCUCACUGUAUAUAUUUGACGACCUUUUUUCCAAAACCUUCAUUUUCCAGAAAGACCCAGCUCUCCGAGCAUCCCUACAAAUUCGCCUUGUAUUCGGAGCUGUGCGAGGUGAAGAAGAAGCUCUGUCCCCACAUGCGCUACCCCAUGGACGAUACGCAGUGCAUGGACGACCCCCAACUCAUGCGGCUCGACAACAUGCUGGCGGCGGAGGGCGUGGCGGGCCCGGAGCGCAACAUCCAGCCCUCGGGCGACGCCUCAACCACCGACCAAGCCGACUACAAGCAGAAACUGCAGCAGAUCCGCGACACCUACCACAAAGAGCUGCACAAGUAUCAGGAGGCGAGCAAUCAGUUCACGCAUCAUGUGAAGAGCCUGCUCUUCGAGCAGAACAACACAAGGCCCAUUUCGAAGCUGGAAAUCGACCGAAUGGUGAUGAUAAUUCAGCGCAAGUUUAGUGGGAUUCAAGUGCAGUUGAAGCAGUCCACCUGUGAGAAUGUGAUGAUGCUAAGGUCGAGGUUCUUGGACGCGAGGUGAGUUGUUCUUUCGUGAAGAAAUGCUGUAAAUGUGUAGGAAAAAAAGUUUAUAAAUUGUCUUAUCAGUAUGUCGGGAAAAUAAUGAGCACUCUGUCCCACUGAAAGUCGUAUUGCCGCCAAGGAAAUGGAUUUUCGUGUCAAAAUUAAAUUGCUUUUCACUUCAGCGACACGAUUGGCGCAGCGACAUUGCGCUCAUUAUUUUCCCGACAGAUUGAUGGUAUUUCAAUCCGUCUACGCACUUUAUGAAAAUAUUAGUAAUUAGUGUCAGUAAUCCAGAAUAAAAAAUUGAAUUUUAUAGACAAAAAAAUCGACCGGUCGAAAAAAUAUUUUUUUUUGAGAAAAAUUUUUGAUUUACUGAUGACUGCUUUACAGCAAGACUAUCUUUUUAGCCAAAAAAAUUUUUAAUUAUCAUUACAAAAAUCGAGCGGUCGAAAAAAUAUAUAUUUUUUUGAAAAAAAUUUUUGAUUUACUGAUGACUGUUUUACAGCAAGACUAUCUUUUUAGCCAAAAAAAAAUUUUAAUUACCAUUACAAAAAUCGACUGGUCGAAAAAAUAUUUUUUUUGAGAAAUUUUUUUUUUCGAUUAACGGAUGACUAUUUUAUAUUAAAAUCAAAAAAAUAUUAAUUUUUCAGACGAAAACGUCGGAAUUUCUCAAAACAAGCCACCGAAAUCCUCAACGAAUACUUUUACUCGCAUCUCAACAACCCCUAUCCCAGUGAAGAGACCAAGGAAGAGCUGGCGCGACAAUGUCAGAUCACCGUCUCGCAAGUCGCGAAUUGGUUCGGCAACAAGCGCAUUCGCUACAAGAAGAACUUGGCCAAGUCUCAGGAAGAGGCCAAUCUGUAUGUGAAUAAAAAAGCCGCUCAAGUCCAGCAGAACUACAUGAUUGGGACGGCGGCCGGAAUGAUCAAUCCGUACGAUCUGUAUCAGUACAAAUUUUGA
Messenger RNA from Bursaphelenchus xylophilus (pine wood nematode), 3343 nucleotides. Lineage: Eukaryota; Metazoa; Nematoda; Chromadorea; Rhabditida; Aphelenchoididae. The record is from the annotation of a GenBank genome assembly.